Leptosomus discolor (cuckoo roller) is the source of this 1374-nucleotide messenger RNA. The record is from RefSeq and is a predicted model, not a curated record. Lineage: Eukaryota; Metazoa; Chordata; Aves; Leptosomiformes; Leptosomidae.
GUUUUGUUCCUGGAACUGAAGUUGCCACAAAAUGGAGGUGUGAAAGUCCAAGGGAACAAGAAAACUCUGGGUUAUACCAGAAGAGCGACUGCUAGAGGAAGCAGCGUUAGGUUAAGCAAGCAGUUCAGUACAACCAAGGAUGUUUUGGAGAAAUUAAAGAUGCUUCACCCAUUACCAGGGCUGAUACUGGAGUGGAGGAGGAUCAACAAUGCCAUUACUAAAGUGGUGUUUCCACUACAGAGGGAAAAGCGAUUGAAUUCUGCACUGGGAAUGGAAAGGAUAUAUCCAGUGUCCCAGACUCACACAGCUACUGGUCGAAUAACCUUCACAGAGCCAAAUAUCCAGAAUGUGCCAAGAGAUUUUGAGAUUGAAAUGCCAACUGUGGUUGAAGAAAGCCCACCCUCCCGAGCCCAUGGAAAUGGAAAUCUGUCUCUACUAGGUAUGGGCUGAUAUAGAAAGCGUUGCAGUAUUUUGCCUGAUGGCCUAAAGGUUCAGGCUGAAGACAGAUCUGAAGAAAGAGGAAUACCGUUUUCUGUUAGCAUGAGGCAUGCUUUUGUUCCCUUCCCAGGUGGCUUAAUCUUGGCUGCUGAUUACUCUCAGCUUGAACUGAGGAUCCUUGCUCAUUUGUCUCGUGACUGUCGACUCAUUCAAGCCUUGAACGAUGGUACUGAUGUCUUUAAGAACAUUGCAGCAGAAUGGAAAAUGAUUGAUCCUGAAGCUGUUGGAGAUAAGACCAGGCAACAAGCUAAACAAAUUUGCUAUGGAAUCAUCUAUGGAAUAGGAGCAAAAUCUUUAGGCGAGCAGAUGGGGAUUGAUGAAAAUGAAGCUGCCAAUUACAUUGAAUCCUUCAAAUCAAGAUACACAGGAGUUCAGAAAUUCUUGAGAGAGACAGUGAGGAGCUGCAGAAGAGAUGGGUUUGCGCAGACCAUCCUGGGAAGACGAAGAUACCUGCCAGCUAUCAAAGAUCCAAACCCCUACAGUAAAGCUCAUGCAGAGCGUCAGGCUGUGAACACAACUGUUCAGGGAUCUGCUGCAGACAUCGUCAAAACAGCCACUGUGAACAUUCAGAGAUGCCUGGAAGCUUUCUCCUCUGUGAUCAAGUCCCACAGACAUCUGGAGAGCUCCUUCCAGAGAGAUAAGACCGGACUGAGAAGGAAAACUAAAAACGGAGGGAUGUUACACCCCAUCCGCGGAGGUUUCUUUGUCCUUCAGCUCCAUGAUGAGCUCCUCUAUGAAGUUGCAGAGGAUGAUGUCAUCCAGGUCGCUCAGAUCGUCAAGCACGAGAUGGAAAACGCCGUCAAACUCUCGGUGAAACUGAACGUUAAAGUGAAAAUUGGACCUAGCUGGGGAGACCUGCAGGACCUGGAGCUCUGA